Molecule: messenger RNA, 3383 nt
Organism: Haliotis rubra (blacklip abalone)
Lineage: Eukaryota; Metazoa; Mollusca; Gastropoda; Lepetellida; Haliotidae
Product: cell wall protein DAN4-like
Biological process (GO): regulated exocytosis
Cellular component (GO): intracellular membrane-bounded organelle
Molecular function (GO): small GTPase binding
Source: RefSeq, a predicted model, not a curated record
UGACACAAUAACAGUUCUCUGAACUUCCAAGUCGACCUGUAAAGCGAAGCUGUGAUGCACAUGGAAUAGUGGUUUCUGUAUCGCUUGUCUGUGUUUUAUUGAAGAUGGUUUCCCCGGUAUGAAACUUCAGUUUACAUACUAUCUGUGAAAGUGUCAAACUGGUUUGAUUGUAUUAAAAAAAGGAACAUUUGGAAACCGUUAUGUGAGGGGAAACAAAACAAUUUCGCCAUGAAAAGUAUGUGGAAUCGUGACAACGAAUUUCCAAGGUACUAUAGAAGACUGGAAUACAAGUCUAUAUUGCUGUGAAUUCUACAACGUCGUCCUUACAGCAGGAAUUAUCAGCAUAUCAGGCGAACAGAUUUGGAAUUUCAAAGAAAAACGCAAUCAUUAAUUUUCCUCUUGAACAUCUUUACAAAUUGUCAACACUACAACGAUGCAGGUUUUACUUUUGGUGAUUUUAAGCAGCUGUUUGCUGCAGGGACCGAUGAGCCGUGUACUUCUGUUGGCAAAGGCGGCAACAGCUCUCCCCAUCAACACUACUGCUGAACCAGAAACCACUUCUGAACUGGACAUUACUGCUGAGCCAGAGACAAGCACAGAACCGGAAACCACAGCAGAACCCGAGACAAGCUCAGAACCGGAAACCACAGCAGAACCCGAGACAAGCUCAGAACCGGAAACUACAGCAGAACCCGAGACAAGCUCAGAACCGGAAACCACAGCAGAACCGGAGACAAGCUCAGAGCCAGAAACCACAGCAGAACCCGAGACAAGCUCAGAACCGGAAACCACAGCAGAACCCGAGACAAGCUCAGAACCGGGAACAGCCACAGCAGAACCCGAGACAAGCUCAGAACCGGAGCUACACGCAGAACCCGAGACAAGCUCAGAACCCGAGACACAGCAGAACCCGAGACAAGCUCAGAGCCAGAAACCACAGCAGAACAGCGAAACAAGCUCAGAACCGGAAACCACAGCAGAACCCGAGACAAGCUCAGAGCCAGAAACCACAGCAGAACCCGAGACAAGCUCAGAACCGGAAACCACAGCAGAACCCGAGACAAGCUCAGAACCGGAAACCACAGCAGAACCCGAGACAAGCUCAGAACCGGAAACCACAGCAGAACCGGAGACAAGUUCAGAACCGGAAACCACAGCAGAACCCGAGACAAGCUCAGAACCGGAAACCACAGCAGAACCGGAAACAAGCUCAGAGCCAGAAACCACAGCAGAACCCGAGACAAGCUCAGAACCGGAAACCACAGCAGAACCCGAGACAAGCUCAGAACCGGAAACCACAGCAGAACCCGAGACAAGCUCAGAACCGGAAACCACAGCAGAACCCGAGACAAGCUCAGAACCGGAAACCACAGCAGAACCCGAGACAAGCUCAGAACCGGAAACCACAGCAGAACCAGUGAGUGAAAAAGGAGCUGUUCCUGAAACAAGGCCAUCAGUGGUAGAAAUAGUCGUUCCUCCAUUUGCUCUCAUGGCAGUUAUUGUAUUAGGUCUUGUGUUCCUGGUGUUAAAGGCGCGUUUCACAACUGUUCCUUCAGCUCUAUUGAGCAUGGGUAAAAGUGCAAUGAGAGCAAUGUGGCUUCAAACGGCCAAAGUAUCCUGUGAACUGAAACCCAAAAUCAUCAGUACGGAGAAUAAUAACAAGGAAAAGCUUGUGAAGGAUGCUGAUGACGAAUUUCUUACUCCUUUUGACAUAGAGGUCAUUGACAGCCUCAGAACAUCCCACAACCGACCUCAGGAACUGAUUCGAAUCGCACUUCCGGCAGUGCUCUCCCUUGCUCUUUGUCCUCUUACCUUGUACCUCUAUGAACCGUUCACCUUAUUCCUGUGGCCCAAAGACCAAUACGCAACUCCUCCCGAUAUCAACGACGCCAUUGCCUGUUUCCUAGCUCCAGCUGGACUCGUGUACGCAACAUCGUUUGGCUUUGCCUUCCAGUCAGCACUCAACAAGCAGCACGAGAUCCUCACCAAGAUGACUGGGGAGAUGAGCAUGAUAGAUCACAUAGCUACAUUUACUACCAAGAUUCGACUGCCCAACAAGAAGCUGAGGCUUGACAUUUACCGUGCUAUAAAAGCUGAGGCUAUAUUCAUGAUAUUGCAGCUUCUGGACAGAGAUGAAUCUUCCUAUGUCAACAGACCAAAAGAAGAUGUGAAAGUCAAAAUUUGGACUGUAGUGGACAUUCUGCGUCAGGUGGACACGGACAGUAAGCAUCACGUGGACAGAGUGCUACUCGAGAAAAUCAUCAGUAACAUCGUCUUUCUCAACAGCGUUUGUUCCGACCGGAUGGGUAUUCUCCACGCACGGAUACAUCCGCUUAAGUGGGCGUUUCUGGAGACACUGGGCUUCUUCUCCUUCAUAGGGAUCCUUCUCCUCCACGCAUACUCUUACCGCAUGGAGCUUGUCAUGUGCAUCAUCACCGUCUUCUCCAUCAGCAUGCUGUGCUACGUCGUGUCGGACCUCGACUCGCCUUUCAGUGGCUUCUUCAGAGUGGACCUCUCCGUGUUGGAGGUGGUCAUCGAGAGGCUGGCCGCCAUGUACGAGCUGGCGAAGAUGGGACACAGCAACCUGGUUUUCUACCCGGACAAGCACCCAGCUGGUGCCCACAAAGCAGCUGAGCACACGAAGAAGAAACCAGACAAGGAGAGAGUGCAAGCAUGGUAACAACAGUAUGACAGAAACCACACUUGUCCAUUGUUUUCGAGAGAUGGUAACAGAAUGAUUGUGUUGAUACCCAAUACGAUCGCUGUGAUGACGAAACACUGACGUUCACGUAUAAUUCAAUAUGUGAUGACGAAACGACUGGCGUUGAUUGCCUUGGCAAUAUAUGUGUUGUGUUAUAGAUACAGACUUGCAUGAGAUGCCCUAGUAAUGGGUAUCAAGUAGGCUUAAUGCACUGCCACGGUACAUCUCGAGUUUCUACAUCAAUUAUAAAAUACUGUACAUUCUCUUCAAAGGUUUCGCGUGUCCAUUUAUCCUCUCUGUCUGUGUCAUAGGAGAAACAAUCGUACAGUGACAUUUUAACAAUGGGGUUGUGUUGUGUUGUGUAUAUAUGUGACGGGCGUUCUCAAGUUUAACGUCAUUUAUACAUUGUGUGUUCAUAUUUCUUAGAGUGCUUCUACUUUCAAAACUGAAAUGCAAAUAUGCAAGAAGCUAGCAUGGAGGAAUUGCUCCGGCACUCGCUUUCCGUAUCAACAUAAAUGGUAAACACCAACAUUAGUCGUGUUGAUAAGGGCAACGGGGUACAAGCCACUCACGCGAUAGGUUGUGUAUGUGUGCGCGCGUGUGUGAGUGUGUAUGUGUGUUUGUGUGUUCAUAUGAAGGUGUAACGAACAGUUUCAACGUGCUGGUUUUCACUGGGAACUUU